UAGAGGGCGUUCUUUUUUGGCCCGUAUGCGGUAUUUUUUAUUUUAGUUGUAUCAGUUUAUAUAUAUAAUAUAGAUCUGUCAAACUAAGGUUUUUCUAACCUAUGUGAUUUACAUAUUGCUAGGGUAAAUUUACCUUUAUGUCGAUUUACCUCUUUGAUAACAAAUGAGUGGGACGAUUUGUUCAGACUCUUUAUUUGCACACUUAAUUCAAGUUCAGCACCGAGCGCAAACAUUACAUUUUGAUCUGUAUUUUGACCAAAAUGUCCACCCGUCUACCAUCUAACGACGAUCUUAGUGUAGCCUCCAUCAACAGGCUGAAGUUAGCAGCAGCUACCGCCAUCAUUCGCUGCAAGCCAGCAGAAAUGACUGCUAAGGAGUUUGCACAGAGCCUGGGACAAACUUUAAGGAAAAAGCAGGCAGACUGGAAAGAUCGUGCCGAGAAGCUUGAGGCAGAGUUACUAAGGACAAGACAGGAGCUAACUGUAGCUCAUCUGCGAGUGAUGAGCUCAGACCAUGAGCAAGAGGAAUAUCUUGAAUGGGAUGUUGAAGAGUUAGACUCCAUGCAAGGCAACCCCAGGACAGAACCAUCUGCUGUUGGCCCUGAACUAACCUACCCGACACCCCCUUCAUCCAUUCCGAUGGAGCACCCACCUUGCAGCAACCUUGAGAAUUUGCUUCAAUCAAACACUCAGUUUCUGCACAGUAUGAUGAGAAUCAGAUCACUGUCUGAUACGAUGGAGCAUGCUGGAUCCCUACCCGUGGAUACACAGCACAUAAUAAAGGACUCUUCUCUAAGAGCCAUGGAGUGCCUCAUCCAUUAUAUAUCUAGACAUUUGCGUGAUGCAAGUUUACCGUGGAAACUGAUGAAUGAUGCGGUGAGUGGUGUUGCAAGGGUGCUGGAGUGUUGCACAGUGGAGAGGAUCCAUCAGGAGAUUGUCAGAGGAACUCUGGGACUUGCCGAAGAGUUACUUCAGUUGGUGUUACAAAACCAACAUCUUGAUGAUCAUCUCACUCAGCGUCAACUCUGCUGCCUCCUUGUGUCUUUGGCAACUCCAGCAAACCUUGCGCCCCUUAUCCUCCAAAGAGUUCUUAAUCACAUCCAAGCUGUUGCUUCUAUGCUCCGUCAGUCACUCAGGAGCACCGGUUUUAAUCCCACCCUGUAUGAGAAUAGUUUCUACCUACUCGCAAUAAUGGACGAUAUUCUGCUGUCUUUAAGGACUGUACCAUCUGUGCACAACAGAGGAGACAAGAUGCAGAGGGCAUCGUCAGAAAUGAUGGACAUACUAGAAGGGUGUUUGUUGCAUAUUUCUGAUGAUUUCCCUCUGUUCUGUCAACAGAUAUGGCGGAUAGUUAGUAUUCUUGAGUGGAUUAGACCAAGCAAGAUUGAAGGAUAGGUUUUCAACACAAAGACUUCAAAGUCCUACAUGUACUUGGCCUUAGUCCUGAUCUAAUAUGAUGGUACAUGUAUAUGACAGUAAUGAAGUAGUGCUUGGAAGUUGUAAUAGUUGAAGAAUUUAGGGAUUAUCUCUAUCAAAUACAGAUGAAUAUUUGGUAAGGCUGAGUUGGGUCAGGUAGAGUUGGGUUGGGCUGGUUUGGUUUUUGCGUCUUUUAGGAACACUUAGGUGACACUGAAUUUCAAUCAGUUUAUGGCUAAUUUCAUGGAACUUAUAAGGUGCAUUUGAAUGCUGAGCUAAGGCAGGUUAUGCCCAAAUGUAUAGCCCUGUGUGUUGCCUGUGGUUGGUUUGCGAUCGAAUUUGUUAACAUAUUAAAAGCAAGCUUUCUACUGUUCAGCCCGAUGAAAUCGGGACUUGAUGAUCUUAUUUCACCUUGCAUAUGUUUGCAAGUUCACUCUGUAUACAUUGAAAGCGACACUUUAGUCCUAUUGUGACGAUUGUCAAGCAUAUUUGCAGUAAACAAAGGGAGCCUAAGCCUGCAUUACCUGGCUUAUACAGAAAAAUAAAUGGAGGUCAAAGACGAACAUUUGUCAAUUCUCAGAGCCAAAUUCAUGUAAAGCCAAUGAUUCUAGUAAAUUCGUUUGUAUCAGAUUUCUUUGUACCAUAUGACGGUUAUUCCUACAUUUCCUGUGACGGUACAAGAAAAACGUCUCUCGAAGUAGACAGUUUAUCAUUUCAUUUGUCCAGUCAUUGUAAAAAAAGGCCAAAGUUGAGAUGGCAUUCAAUUUAAAAGCAACUUUCCAAACGUGUGUAUUGUGUCAGUAAUUUUAUAUUGCCGCUUUAAUAUAAUGGAAAUAAAUCAUCUAAUUAUGAAAUGUAUACCUAAUUGUUCCUUGGAUUCGUAGAAAUCUCCACGAGUAAACGAAACCUACUGAGGUAAGUUUUCCGCCUUCACAAAAUAGUCUUCAACUCGCCAUAGCUCGCCUUAGCCCAAUAAAUUCCGAGCAACUGUUGAACUCCGAGCCUGACUGAUAUUCCUUUUUAUGAGAAUAAGUCAUUUGCAAACAAGCAGUGCACAGCAAACCACGAAUCAAAAUAUUCAUUCCGUCAAUCGCAUUUUGGACCGCAAGUUUGAAAAAAAAUCGUUGUACAUGUAUAUCUUGGAAAUAUGAAAGGGCUGCGGAGCACUGUGAUCAAAAUAUUGACCAAAAUGCAUACGGUCAGUGCUCUUAAUUUAUCUUUUUGCCGCGCUUUCGGUAACUGGGUACCU
Messenger RNA from Acanthaster planci (crown-of-thorns starfish), 2664 nucleotides. RefSeq names its product meiosis-specific protein MEI4-like. Gene Ontology annotation, cellular component: lateral element. The record is from RefSeq and is a predicted model, not a curated record. Gene Ontology annotation, biological process: oogenesis; DNA recombination; meiotic DNA double-strand break formation. NCBI's taxonomy places the organism in Eukaryota, Metazoa, Echinodermata, Asteroidea, Valvatida, Acanthasteridae.